GCGUUUUCGUACGAUUUCGCGGAAAAAAUGGGGUCAAGCUUGCACGUUCAGUGUACGUGAUACGUAAACUUAUUGCUUUUUGGCAUGCGGUGACGUCAUCCGGAUCGUUCUGGAAGAACCCUGCAGGACAAUAAUGGCGGAUUUGUAUGCUAAAUACAACUGCACCUAUUGUCAAGAGGAUAUCUCGGGCCUACGUGUUAGAUGUGUAGAAUGCCCAGAUUUCGACCUCUGUUUGCAGUGUUUUUCCGCUGGAGCUGAAAUUGGCCCACAUAAAAAUGAUCACUCUUAUCAGUUUAUGGAUUCUGGUACCAUCAGUAUAUUCAAUGGUAGAGGAAAUUGGACUGCUAGGGAACAACUUAGACUUUUGGAUGCCAUUGAGCAAUUUGGUUUUGGAAAUUGGGAAGAUAUUAGCAAACAUAUUGAAACACGUUCACCAGAAGAAGCAAAAGAAGAAUAUAUUGCUAGAUACCUUGAUGGCAAUAUUGGAAAACACACAUGGCCUCCUACAGAAAGCUAUAAACCAAAUCUUACAGAUCAAACUAAGUCAGAUCAUGGACCUCUAUCGCCUGAUCUCACAUCUCGGUUACCUCCUUUGGAUAUCACUCCAGAAGAAGCUGCACAACUGGGAUAUAUGCCACAACGAGAUGAUUUUGAAAGGGACUACAACCAUGAAGCAGAGUCACUUGUUUCUUCAUUAUUCUUGAACCCCGCAGAAGAUGAUGAUUUGGAUAUAGCACUUAAACUUGCACAAGUUGAUAUGUAUACCAAUAAUUUAAGAGAGAGAGCGCGACGAAAAAGAGUCGUACGAGAUUACCAGCUUGUUUCUGCGUUUUUUGCUUCGUCUAGGAAAGAUAAGUCAGUAAAGAGAAAACAGUCGAAGGAUGAAAAGGAGUUUAGGGAUAGGAUGCGAGUAUUUGCACAGUUUUACACAGCACAGGAAUACGAACAGUUUCUAACAAAUCUUGAAAGAGAAAGAGAGGUACGAUUACGUCUUUCAGAAUUGUAUCGUUACCGAGAGCAUGGUAUUACAAGACACGAAGAAUGCGCUCAUUUCGAACAAGUGAUGGCACAAACUCAGGGACAAAAUGAUGCAGUGGAUCACUGGCAUGAAAAGAAAUCUGGCAGCAGUGGGCCGUCCACACCAAUACACCGCCACACCUCAAAAAAAAGAGAAGAAGAAAAAAAUUACUCUUUCACCGACCGAAAGUACAUUGCAAAAGACUUACCCAGCAGCAGCUUCUCAAUCAAUCAAACCAAUCCCAAUCGGAUGACGACUCCAGCCAAUCAGUGGGUGGAGCCGGAUAACAAUCCAAAUUGUUCCAGCCAGCAUUCUACCAGCUCCAGUUCUGCCGCAGAAAAGAAUUAUACUGUGGCUACUUCCGGAAAAUCUUGUGCGACAACAGGAGACUCAGAGGAACGGGAUAUAGAAAUAGAAGCAGCGGCUCAUUUAUUAACAAAACAAGAAAAGUCUCUGUGUCUUCAACUUGAUUUGAAGCCAACGCAGUAUUUAACACAAAAGACGUUGUUGUUGCAAGAAUAUCUAAAUGGUAAUAGAAGAUCAGGCGUUGUACCUCAGUCGGAACCAGAGAGUAAGAUAUUACAUUAUCUGGUAGCAAAUGGCUGGAUCGCGGCCAAUUGAUUAAAUAUGUAAAAAAUUAACGACCAUUUCAACUCUAAGUCACCUUUUAUUUUGCAAACUAAGUCCUAGAUAUAAUUGAAAUUUGAGUCUGAUUUAAUUAACAUAUAUAGGACAGGUAGAGAGAGAAUGUGUGUGUACAUAAUUUAAAAUGUAAAAAUAUUCUUUACUCUUGUUCAAAUGGUGAACGUUUAGAUAAAUGGCGGAUGAAUUGUUAGGAACGAUACAAAACAAGAUUAAUUAACUUGUCUUAUUCGUUAGUGAGACAUUAAUUUAAACUGUCUUUAAAAUAACUCCAUUAAAAAGUAUAAAAUUCUUUUAUUAAGAGUUUUAUAGCUUUUGUUAAAUUAACAAUUAUCGUAUAUAACGAUUUAACUGUCAAUUUUAUUGUUGAUAUUCUUGAUGACUUUUUAAAGACUCAAAUGUUAAAUUAUCAACACCGUUCCGCAUGGUAUACUUCCGCUAUGUGUACUUUAUUCUAAUGAACAUUGUUACCUUAGAUUGUCGUUUACCUUUUAACAUUACAUUAUGAAUUAUUUAACACUUUUUGUCUAGAAAAUCUCUUACACUGCCUUUAUAGAGCCAUGAACAUAUUGCUCAAUUAAUUCUUCCACUGUCAUAUUUUCUUGUAUAGACUAUUAAUUGCACAUGCUCCUUUCUAUCUGUUUUAAAUGUGAUUUGUUACCAUACUUGACAAUAAGGAAAUGUAAGGAAGAAGUCACGUCGUAGUUGAGAUUUCUAGAUCGUUGUUUAAUACAACACUUGAAUGAUUGGAACAUAUCCAUCCGGGAAUUUAUCAUCGAUCGAUACUUUAUGUAUAAUUAUGUGAAAGUUGUCGGCUGGAUAUGUAUUAAAAUAUUUAAAUAAAAAGCACUUUAAAAUAUUUAUAUAGCUGAGAUUCAUGAAAGUAUUGAAUAUUAUUAGCUUAAUAAUAAGUGUAAUGUCCUUGACAAAUUAUACACACAUAGAUAAACAUACACAUACAGAUAUUUCUUCAUAUUCUUACAAAUUUGUUAAUUAAAAAAAAGUAUUCUAAUCGUCUUUCGCAUGCAUGAUUCAAGCGCAAACUAAUGCAUUUUAUUCCAUAGAUUCUUGAAACGAUUCAAAGGAUAUUCCUUAUUGAUAAAGGAUGGUACAAAGAGCAGGUUAUAAGAAGAUAUUUGUUAUUACAAUGAAGAUACUAUGGUAUUAGGUAAUUUAUCUGUUGCCUGUGUAAUAUUUGUAUAUAUGAACGAAAAAUAGUACCUUCUUAGUGAUACUACUUUUAAAGCACAAAACGUAAUCGCGGUAUAAACUAACGAAGAGUUAAGCGCAUAGUGUGAUAAUGAUGGUGUUCGGAGCCAAACUCGUAUUUAAAAAAAAGACACUUUAACGUUUUAAAAAAAAACGCUGAUCAUUUUCCAUUGCUUCUAGUAGUAGCUAUUUAUAAUUUUAAAUUAUUAAAUGAAGAAAGGAGGAGUAAGAUAUUAAAUUUGUGAAUGAGGAGAAGAUAUACCCUGGAUGGACGAUAUACCUUAACAACAGCUUUUGUUUAACUUAAACGUAUAAGGUGGAAGCAUCGAGGGAACAACACUGUUUGCUCGAUGGCAAAGUUCAUACCACUUGUAUUCUUGUAUGCUUAGGAAACUGGAAAAAAUCUAAAGAAAUAUUAGUCGUUUGCUUUAACGUAAUUCAGUACUUCCAAGAAUAUCUUCGUUUACCUAACCACGAACGGCUUAAAUUCGAGAGAAAGAUUAAAAUGAGAAAAGUAUAUCUUAUAUUAUUAUAAAUGCAAAUGUAAAAAAAUAUGUGAAAGAUAUAUAUAUAUAUAUAUACAUAUGUACAUAUAUGAAAAAGAAAAUUGCUUACAAUCGUAAGUAAUUAUUUAAAAAAAAGUCAUAUAUUUGAAGAGAAAAAAGAAAUCUAAAAAAAUACUUUUCAUUUCGAAAUAAUACUUAUGUGGCAUAUUGCUUAAAUACUAAAUAGCUAGAUAACAAAGUAGGGAAAUAGCUGCUCAUAUUUUUUACGGAGAGUAGAAGACUAUUAUCCCUUUUAUUCGAUGUAACUGUAUUUUUCGCCCAAGCUUCCGUAAAUGGGUGCGAUAAUUUUUGUACACCUGCUUUUUCGAGGCUCGCCCGUAUGACGUUUAUUGUUUUUCUUUUUUCUUUUUAUUGCUUAUUUCGAAACUGCACGAAAGUCGAUUGAUGUGCGAGUUCCGUUUAUUAUCACGUAAUUUUUGCGAUAGCGCUAUAUCUAUUCUUUUCUUUCUUUUUUAUUUUGCUUAACAUUGUUUCUACGUUCGUACUAGAUUUUAUUUUUAUUUAUUGCUUCGCGGAACUUCCACAUUCUUUCAAGCCGCUUUUGAUGCACUUUUUUGUAAAUUAAAUAUUUUGAAAGCUUUAUACUUUUAUUUUUUUUUUUUUUUUUUGUUUUUCUUUCUGUUUCCUCAGUUUUUCUUCAUUGUUUUCUAAUUGUUGAUGGUAACUUGCACGGAUCGACAUGUCCGUCGUUUCACUGUAAUAUUUCUAUAAGAAAUGGCCCUCUGUAAGAAUAGAGACUGUUCAAACGAAUGAACAUAAAGUUAUCUCGAAGAGAUCGUUACGCCUUCCUGUAGUUACUUAAAACAUAGUAAUUUACGAAGUUGAAAAGAAUAAUCCGAUAACGU
This is a messenger RNA of Bombus pascuorum, 4280 nucleotides long. RefSeq names its product transcriptional adapter 2B (gene Ada2b). Lineage: Eukaryota; Metazoa; Arthropoda; Insecta; Hymenoptera; Apidae. Gene Ontology annotation, molecular function: zinc ion binding; transcription coactivator activity; chromatin binding. The transcript is spliced from 10 exons. The record is from RefSeq and is a predicted model, not a curated record. Gene Ontology annotation, cellular component: SAGA-type complex; nucleus. Gene Ontology annotation, biological process: regulation of transcription by RNA polymerase II; chromatin remodeling. The coding region runs from base 134 to 1639 and encodes 501 amino acids.